Aspergillus saccharolyticus JOP 1030-1 is the source of this 1598-nucleotide messenger RNA. RefSeq names its product alpha/beta fold hydrolase. Bases 241 to 1410 code for a protein of 389 amino acids. The record is from RefSeq and is a predicted model, not a curated record. The transcript has a single exon. Gene Ontology annotation, molecular function: hydrolase activity. Lineage: Eukaryota; Fungi; Ascomycota; Eurotiomycetes; Eurotiales; Aspergillaceae.
GGUUCGUUUGAAGCCAUCAUCAUCAUCAUCAUCAUCAUCAACCAUCAUCAUCAUCAUCCAUCAUCCAUCAUCCAUCAUCCAUCAUCCAUCAAGCAGGCUCAAAACUUUGAUUCAUGAGAUCGCACUAAGUCAUCCCACUCUCCCUAUUGCUACUGAGAUUGUUGAAUACGGUUCUCCUAUUUCAACUUCCCCCUCCACUGUACUUACUCCCUCCGACCCCCACAUAUUGACCCCCGAAAUAUGACAACAUCACCAUCUCUCCCUCCUCUUCCUCUUCCCUCCGGCAUAACUUCCCGCUUCAUAACCACCCCCUCCCUCACAACCCAUAUCCUGGAGGCUGGUUGCUCCCACAACCAUGACCGUCCGCUCAUAAUUCUCCUUCACGGUUUCCCCGAACUCGCCUUCUCUUGGCGUAAAGUGAUACCUCUUCUUGCCGCCGACUACCACGUUGUGGCACCCGAUCAGCGGGGGUUCGGCCGCACCUUGGGUUGGGAUACCCGCCCUUACGCCAGCGCCGACCUGCACACUUUCACCGUCUCCUCCCUCGUACGCGAUGUCGUCCUCCUCGUGUAUGCGCUGGGGUACACCUCCGUCCACUGCGUGGUCGGGCAUGAUUGUGGCGCCGUGACCGCCGCCAUGUGCGCCGUGGCGCGCCCGGAUCUUUUUCGCAGCGUUGUGCUGCUCAGUCAUCCUUUCAAUGGCAUGCCGGCGCCGGCGAAGGAGCUGUCGCAGCGACAGUCCAGCGCAGGAGAGGAUAUACACUCAACUCUCUUGAACCAUGGCCGCAAGCACUACAAAUGGUACUACUCCACGCCUUCCGCGAACGCGGACAUGCUCCACGCCACGGGGCCGGACGGGCUUCAUGGCUUUUUGCGGGGAUACUUUCACCUCAAGAGCGGUCGAUGGGAAGGGAAUCAGCCGCGCAUGCUGACGGGUUGGACCGCCGAGGAGCUCGUCAAGAUGCCGUAUUACUAUGUGAUGCCCGCAGAGUCGACGAUGCCUGAGGCCGUGGAACGGCAUAUGCGCGAGGAGUCAGAGGAGGGAUUGCGGGCGUCGCGCGAGUGGCUUCCCGAUGAAGACCUCGCGGUGUACGUGAGGGAGUACCAACGGACCGGCUUCCAGGGCGGGUUGAAUUGGUACCGGGUACGCACGGCUGAAGGGGGUCAGUACACAUGGGACCAUGAGGUCUUUACAGGCAGAAAGAUUGACAUUCCCUGCACAUUUGUGUCCGGGAAACUCGACUGGGGCAUCUACCAGGAGCCAGGUGCCUUGGCUAAGAUGGAAAAUGGAGUGGUCUGCAGUGACUUUCGCGAGAUGAUACUAAUCGAUGGGGUCGGCCAUUGGGCUCCCCAGGAAAGCCCAGAGCAGGUAGCCCAGGCAAUCUUGAGGCUCGCCGGCGGUAUUCAAUAGCCAACAGACGAUCGUAAAGUAAACAUCGCACUUAACAUGAUUCAUGGCAGAUAACAGCCUCCAUCCAAUAUAAUAUGGAUUUCCCCUCGGAGUACCCUCUACUUGAUGCGCUCCUGGCUUUCGCCUGCGGAACUAGGGUGCAUCACAUACGUCCUUUUCUGCGUCCGCAAUUGCACAGGUAGCCAACC